Molecule: messenger RNA, 1299 nt
Organism: Exophiala aquamarina CBS 119918
Lineage: Eukaryota; Fungi; Ascomycota; Eurotiomycetes; Chaetothyriales; Herpotrichiellaceae
Exons: 1
Coding region: 1-1299 (432 amino acids)
Biological process (GO): purine nucleoside catabolic process
Cellular component (GO): cytosol
Molecular function (GO): purine nucleosidase activity
Source: RefSeq, a predicted model, not a curated record
AUGGCCCCUAAACAUCGUGUCGUCAUCGACACCGACCCUGGCGUAGACGACGUGCUCGCCAUUUUGUAUGCCCUGGCCGCCAAGGCCGAAGACCUCGAAGUCGUGCUCAUCUCACUCACAUUCGGGAAUGUGGAUGUAAGAUCGUGCCUGCGCAACGUCGUGGCCAUCUUCCACAUCUUGGAGAAAGAACUCCAUUGGCGGAAAGAACAGGGUAAACCCGUGGGGUUCGAAGGAAUCACCAAGUACAAGCCCCUUGUGGCCAUUGGCGCCGACGAACCUCUACAGGACCGGAUCGAGAGCGCCGAUUACUUCCACGGCAUCGAUGGCCUGGCUGGUACGCAUUCAAGCCACCCACACUUCUCGCCCGAGGAGAGCUGGAAGAGAUUGUUUGAGCAGCCUCCGCCCAACUCGUCCCUCACAGAAUUGGCCAAAGACGAGGCCGAUCUGGACGAACCGACCAAGUCAUUUGUCCCUUCGCUCGUGCCCGCUCAUCAGGAAAUCCUGCGGAUCCUGAAAGAAAACGAAGCUGAUACAAUCACUUUGAUCUCAAUUGGACCUCUGACGAACUUCGCCCUCGCUGCUGCAGAAGACCCGGAGACGUUUCUACGCUGCAAAGAAGUUGUUACCAUGGGUGGCACCGUAGAUGGGAUUGGCAACGUGACUCCUGUGUCAGAAUUCAAUGUCUACGCUGACCCAUACGCCGCUGCACGGGUGUACGCAUUGAGCUCCCCGAUCCCAGCGUCCACUAUGCCUGUCGCAACGGAAGGCGAACGGUCUUUCCACCUCGACAACUACCCGGCUCAGCUGUCACGGCCGCUCAAACUAACACUCAUGUCGCUCGACAUCACCGAAUACCACAUGCUCAGCCGGGGCCUAUUCACUAGCCAUGCAUCUUCGCUCGUCGAACAAGGCAGCCCUCUCGCACAGUGGAUGACUGCAUUCAUGGACCCCAUGCUCGACAAGAUGGAACGGCUACACAUCGGGCACGAGGGGGAAGGCGCCGCUCUCGCACUGCACGAUCCUUUGUGCAUCUGGUACGUGCUGACGCAGGAUGACUCGCGCUGGAAACCCAGCGCCCGCAGUCCAGAAGACAUCCGCAUCGAGACCGCCGGCCAGUGGACCAGGGGCAUGACUGUUGGCGACAAGCGAGCCAGGAAACGAAGGAAUAGCGACGGUGAGGUGCCACAUGACCGAGGCAAUUGGCUCGGGAAUCGUAGUGGCAACCGGGUCUACAGGAUGCUCGAGAGUCCGGGCAGGGAUCUUGCUGGGAAAACACUAAUGGAGACAAUCUUGGGGUGA